AAACCUACCUUUAAGAAGUCAAGGAUACCAAGAACGCCUGCGGGCAACCCAAUAAGAACCGACGAGACCAGAAGACCAGACCAAACGUCGAAGCAGAUCAUGUCUCGAUACAACUACGUACUAUACCGCCUCGCCAACUCCGUCCUCCCGUUCCCUCGUACUCCGUGCUUCGUACCCAUCUACCCUUCCGUCGCCGCCCUUCCCCCCCCUCCAUCUCGCAUCUUGCAUCCUGGCCCAUCGACUCGCAUUCGGCUUCAAGGACGCCCGAUCUCCAAUCACCUAUUGUACGAUUUCAGCGACGACGACCUGGCAAAUAAUCACUUGAUUGCCCUUGUUAAUGUCGCAGCAUCACCGUCGAAUGUCGUUGGCUGCGAGCCGUUAAUCUUUCUGGGAAAUUGUCAGCAAAGGGCUCCCACCAUCGUCGCAUUUCUCGAUCGGAGACAAACCUACUUUUGCUGCACCUCCACGAACGGACCUCUCGACUGCAUUUGGAUGGCUGUGGCGACCGGCAGCCUGCGCAACACCUUGAAACCCCCAGCUACCGACUUGUUGAACAACUCCGCAAUUUAA
Colletotrichum costaricense is the source of this 570-nucleotide messenger RNA. RefSeq lists its product as uncharacterized. NCBI's taxonomy places the organism in Eukaryota, Fungi, Ascomycota, Sordariomycetes, Glomerellales, Glomerellaceae. The transcript has 2 exons. The annotation marks the transcript as partial. The record is from RefSeq and is a predicted model, not a curated record.